This is a messenger RNA of Trichoderma virens Gv29-8, 2682 nucleotides long. RefSeq lists its product as uncharacterized. The transcript has 2 exons. Lineage: Eukaryota; Fungi; Ascomycota; Sordariomycetes; Hypocreales; Hypocreaceae. The record is from RefSeq and is a predicted model, not a curated record. The coding region runs from base 1 to 2682 and encodes 893 amino acids.
AUGCAGACCCGGCGGUCCAAAAAGGCCGUUGAGCCUCCGCCAUCCUCGUCUCCUCCACAGCCAACCAGGAGAAACCCACCGCGAGCAACUAAGCGGCGUGGGAGCGUCGUCGUUAUCAGGCACUCUAGCUCUUCCCCUAGUCCUCCUCCAAGCUCUUCGCCUAUAAGACCGAGGGCCUCUCUUCUCCUUCUACCUCCUCCCCUUCCUGCCGCUGUCCCAUCUCUUCCGCCUCCGCCAGCAACUCCCUCAAAUUCAUCUCCUGUGCUGCCAAGCAUAGAACCUCCAAAAGGCCUGACAUCUGUGCCACGCAAAGGAUCCAUUGUGUUUGAUCCAGUACCGCGUCGUGGCGCUCCCCGUCAUCUCAGCGUCAGUAGUAUUGCCACCAACCCUAGGAGGGACAACACUGACGACGAGUACGACGAAACCCUUGUCCCGGAGCCCAAAUCCGCAGCUCAGCUGCAGGAGGAAGAAAUGGUCCAGCGCGAUGUCGAGGAGGCCGAGCAUGCGAUAAAGCUCGAGGCCGUAGCCUCUUUAGCCAGGGACGCCAAGAACCUCGUCGACCAGUUUCAGAACAAGUCACGGCCGUCAUACGAAAAGGUGCUCCUCAUGAAGUUGCAGACUUUCAGGGCGUCUCGCAGUAGAUUCCUAGCUCCUCGCCAGGCAUCCCCUUUUCUCGACUGGGAUUGGGUGGACAAGGCGGGAGCACACCUCUCGGAGCCUGAGAGUGUUACUGUUCCGCUCUCUAUCAAGCUGGCAAACAUUGCCACCGCUCUCAUGCAAAUAGAAAGCAUCGAGUCUGAAGGGGACAAUCCGGUGCCUUUUCUCGAGGCUGUGGAUAUCCUCUUCCCCAUGCAUUUCGCCGCUGAUAACACGCAGUACCGGGCAAUAUCCCUGGAACUUCGCACUCAGAGAGCAAUUGAGAGCAUCGCAAGGUCGCCCCAGGCCACAGACCUGCGUGGCAUGCUGGGCCACGCAUUCUGUAAUAUGAACGCGCCAGAUGCUCCGAGCGACUAUGGUACUCUCUUUAUCAAGGGCCCUUAUAAGCCCCUGGCGGACCUCGAUCAACAAUCGCUGGUGGAUGUUUGUUCGAACAGAGUCUCCCACAUGUGGAAGAUAAUGUCUGACGGUGGCAAGAGAGGGAUUAGGACUCCCGUGGAUCUGCCCAGUAUCCGAGCUCAGUAUCCUCUCAAACACACGCUUGAUUCCCUCAAGCAAUGGCUCUUGGCCAGAUAUUCAACACUAUCGCUUUUACUAAACAGGGCAGAGCAAGAAAAGGUGGACAAGGAGAAGGAGAAGCUACUUGAUGAAGUGCGCGCUGAGGAACAACGUCUGUUCCGAGAGCAUCGAAGAGCUCGAGAGGAAGAGCAGAGAGCUCUUGAGGAGGAACACAGGGCUCGAGAGGAGCAGCAACGAGCCAAGGAAAUAGAGCUCAAAACUCGGGAAGAAGCGCAGCAAGUGCGAGAAAGGGAGCAGCAGGCUCGAGAAAGGGAGCAACAAGCUCGAGAAAUGGGGCAGCGUGCUCGAGAAGCAGCACGACAAGAGAGAGAAAGAGUGAGAGAAUUGGUGAGAGGAAAGCACACCCAAGAGCAAGAGAGGGCUCGCAAGGAGCGGCAAGCUCAACAAGACAGGGCUCGGAGGGAAGAAGAGAGAUGGGCGCGUGAAGGAAGAUAUCCAGAGCUGCCACCGCUCGGCGACGAUGAUAGUUUUCCCUACCACGAUGACUUUGAAGCAUCUUCUCAGGAUCUGAUUAGCUCCCAGCCUGAGCCGCCGCCACGACGGUUUCAGAGCCGAGAUAGAGACAGCUCUUUAUUCAUGGGCAGACAACUAGUCGGUCUGCUCGGCAGUGUAUCUCUUGCCCACGCUCCAUCGGGGUCCUCGCGCAAGCGAUCGUAUCAAGAAAGCGAAUACCAGAGCGAGAGCGUCUAUUUCGAUGACGAUCAAGAAGAGGAGCUCGAAGAGGAGCUCGAGGAAGAGGAGGAGGAGGAAGAAGAGGAAGAGGAUGACUUUGAAGAAGACCCCAGGCCUUUUAGAAAAGGUAAGGCAACUGCAUCAUCUGCCAUUGUGCACCGACACCGAGAACUACAGAGGGAACGCGAGGACGGCGACUACAACAGUUAUCAAGCGGAACGGAGACCUACCAAAAGGGGCAAGACAACUUCUUCAUCCGCCCCUGCAUACCGGCGUGAGGAAUACCAGAGGGAAUACCGUCGUCCUGCUGCGAAUACCUCGACUGCGCGGCCGCUUCCAUCCAUUCCUUCAUCUUCCGCCCCAGAUUUCACAGCCAUCAAGCAAAUCAAGCACCAGGCUCGCUUAAAUGCGCGAUUGGCCCAGCCACAGACUCUUAAGAGACGCUGUGUCUGGAGCGAUCACGAUUCGGCCACAUUGGUUGACCUCAUUGCACGCCGCGCUGCCGCCUGGUCCACCAUCAACAGGGAAGACAGCCAUCUUUUCGAGCGUCCACGGGACGCGCAGGCCUAUCGUGACAGGGCUCGCAAUAUGAAGGUCGAUUUCCUCAUCUCUGACGCGGUGCUGCCGCGGGGGUUUGAUCUGGUCACGCUGAGCAGGAAGGAAAUUGAUCGGUUGCAGAAGUUGGGCAAGAAUCAUGCCAGGAGGGAGAAUGAUAUCGACAGCAACGGCAGGCCGAUCAAUACCGAGGCCGACAUGUACUGGCUGGAAAGCUGA